UUUUUUCAGGGACCAAGGACCGCAGGAACCGCUCACAACAGACAUUUCCACUCCUCUCUCCUCCUCCCUCCCUCCUGUGUGGGACUCAGAAUGCCCGUGCUGUACAGACACAGUAGCGAUACGGGGCUGAGCAGACAUGGAGGCCCGAUUAACGAGAGAGGCCCGCGCUGACACAUCCAGGCCCAGCUAACAGAGACUCGUUGUGGAUCUCAGAGCACCUCUGGAGAUAUUACGGACACCAGUCGCUCAGUUGGAAGCUUAUUAAUAAUAAAAUGUGGCCACCGCGUUGAUGCAUACAUGAGGACAGGCAACAGAGCCAAAUGAUGUGAACGCCGUUUCUGGACAAAUUUGCAAAGUUGAAGGACGGAGAAAGUGGGCUGGACAGCCAAAAAGGGAGAGAAGCCACUUCAAAAAAGGAGAGCUUCACCCUCAGAGAUAUCCCCCCUUUCCCCUCCUUCAUUCCUAACCCGUCCUUAUACAAGAACUCUACCUGGUAUAUACAAUAAGCAUCCACACCCCCUAAAGUUCUGAUGGAUCAGAAGGUUCAGGGACAAACUUCAACACCACCACCUCUUCUCUCUGCUGCUGUCACAGCUGAGCGAGAGAAGGAGGGAGGGGGUGGAAAAAAAGAAGAGGAUGAAAAGAAACAAGAGAGAGAGAAAGAGAAAGAGGGAACUGCUACUGGUCCCCCUGGUGCAGGUGGGGCAGGAGACCCCGAAGGCGACCAGUCCCAUUUCUCCAUCACGGAGAGCAGCCUGUCCGAGGGUAAUGUCAAGCUUAAGAUUGGCCUACAGGCAAAACGCAUGAAGAAGCCCCCAAAGAGCUUGGAGAACUAUGUGUGCAGACCAGCCUUUAGGGCCACCGUGAGGCACACAAGUCGCGGGGGAAGUAGCACUCGUGGAAACCGGGCAGUGGCUGCAGGCGAUGGUACGAGUGGUCAGAGUCAAAGCCCCUCAAAGAGCCAUGGAAAGGAGAGGGAAAAGAGUCCGAGUGUGAAAAAAACACCAGCUACAUCAUCUUCAUUAGUCCCCACUGCUAAAGCUAUUACACCUUCUGCUGCUGCUGCUCCUCCUGGCAUCAUUAAAACCCCAUCCCCCUCCCAAGUAAACGGGAGUGCUCCAGCUAAAAAGGGUCCACCAAAGACAGAUUGCAAGUCUGAUUCAAAGUCGGACACAAAAUCAGUCACUACCACAUCUGAAAGACCCCUCAACCUUCACCGACCGCCACCGGACAAUAAAACGCAUUCCUCUGGGAAGAAAACACCAACGCCACAAACCAACUCACGGACAUCUUCGCCUUCUUCGCCACCAAUUGCAGCAAAAGAAACGACUUUUGAAGGUGUCAAACCUCCUCAUUAUACUUAUAGCACGGAAGGUCAGAGAGACAAGGACAAGGGUGUCCAGAGUUGCGGACCACCCACUGUCACUGAGAAAUUAGCCCAGCUUAUAGCAACCUGCCCACCAUCAAAGACUCCUAAGUCAGCUAAACCAACAAAAACAGAUUCAAAUCCUCCUCUUCCAACCUCAGGCUUCAUGGCUCCCACAGCCAAGCAACGAGACAGGGCAAUGGCCAAUAGGAACACAUAUUCAAGACUGCUGCAACUUUCCCCUCCACCCCCUGUGUCAAGACCUCCUGGUCGGCCUUAUGGCUCUAGGAACAGAGAUGGCGUUUCAGAAAACGCACCCAGCCUGACGCAGCUGAGGAAGGAGGACUCAGACGGACUGGCAAAAUCUAUUGUUGGCAACAUCAACAACAGCAUUAUUAUAAGUAACAGCAGAAGUCGCAGCAGCAGCCCUGCAUUCCCUCAUAACCGCCCAAUAGUUGCGUCCAAGGACGGCAACUACAACGACAGCAGCAACAGCCCUAGUGGUUUGUCUAAGUCACAGUCACGUGGCACUCACAGCUUACCAUCUUCUCCAUCUUGCCCCGUUCCUUCAUCCUCCUCCUCCAUCUCAGUUGAGCAUAGGACAGUGACUGCUGUGAGUCACCUGGGCUCCCCUGCUCCCUCACAAGGACACCAUGCACAGGAGUCCCCUGCCCUGGCAGAAGAAAGUGGGGCAGGUCAGAGGGAGCAGGGAGGCGACAGCCCCAGAGACUUAAAAAAGUACUCUCCUACAGCAGCAUUAGGAAAACCAGAGAGUAAAGAUAAGGCAGCAAGUCAUCAAUCAUUGCAUGUCGAGAGGGGGAGAAGCUCCAGUCCCAAAAAGCGCAGUCCCAACAGGGAUAGUAGCCAAUCAAGGAGAACCACCAGCCCUCCUGAACCCAUUAGACAAAGUACGCCCUCUGCAUCUGAGCCAGAGGAUGAAGAAAGCCUACCAACGCCCCUUAGAGAUGAUUCACCUGAUUCAUCCCUAGACUCACCUGAUGAGCAGGAUAGUAAACCCCUAAAGAAACGUAGGGGAAGAAAACCCCGCUGGGUAAUGAACAAGCUACAGACCCAGCUAGCAGUUCAAGACGGUCUCUUCAAUGAGAACAAAACCAGCAUGUCUCUAUCUUCAGGUUUAGAAACUCCAUCUCCACCAGUUAAAAGACCGGUGGGCAGGCCGCCAAACCCGAAUAAGAUCAAACCAAACCCAGUGCCGCAACAUUCAAUUUCACAGCUGUUUCCGCCCCAGCCUAAGAAAAGGGGACGGCCAAAGUCCAAAAUGCCAAGACUUGAUGCCCCAACUCCAGGGAACCCCUCUUAUAAGCUGACCUCUUCCAAGGUCUUUUCAUCUCUGCUAAAAUCCAAAGAAGAGCAGGACCCGCCUGUUCUUCACCCAGAGGUAGACCUAAACCCGCCUAAGCCUAUGCCUAGAAAACGUGGACGUCCUAAGCGCCUUCCUCCUACCUUACCCCAGGAGGGUCAGCCUCCCACUUUGGAUCCUGAGUCGGGAGACAUGGGAGACAAACGGUUCUGCAGCAAAGGAAACGGGCAGCUCAUUAUGAAAACUAUUAUCGGCAAAAUCAAUAAGAUGAAAAGCGUGAAGCGGAAGCGUAUUCUGAAUCAAAUCCUGUUGUGUCCAAGAACUGAAGAAACCCCUAAAAACAGCACUGUUGGAGUGGUUAACUCUACGGAAGCUACAACUCAGUCCUUGUCCUCCCUGGCUGCUUCUUUUGGGGGGAAAUUAGGGCCGCAAAUUAAUGUUAGUAAGAAGGGAACAAUAUACAUGGGUAAGAGGAGAGGGCGUAAACCAAAAUCUGCAUUCAGUCUGACUCCAUCACCACCAGAACGUUUCCUGUCUCCGAACACCACUUCCACUCUUCAUCACCACUCUCAGUCCCAGCAGCACCACCUGUCCUCCUCGGAGGUGUUCCCCUCUCCCUCCCUCUCACAGUCUAGUGGAGGCCACAGCCCCAUCAGUGAUGCCAGCUUUGUGGAACCUAACUCUGUGCACUUUUCCCACUAUUCUAGCUCCCAUCAUAACCAUAGCACGUUCUCCUUCCCUCCCCCAACCUUUUCGGUACCCAAUAAAGUUCUGGGCUCCACAUCCUCUUCACCAGCCACAGCAGCUUCCCAGAAAAAGUCUUCUUGUCGUGGGUACCCUCACCAUCAUCAUCAUCAUCAUUACAGACAGCAGUUCCAUUAUCAUAAGCUUUCUCCUCCCAGGCCACUUCACCCGACCUCCCCUGCUCCCCUCAGCGAGCUAAAAGAAGCCACACCUUCACCAGUCAGUGAGUCACACAGUGAGGAAACGGUGCCCAGUGACAGCGGGAUAGGAACGGACAACAAUAGCACAUCUGACCGCGGAGAGAAAGCUGGAGGGACGGCAGGCUUGGGUGGAAUCGCUUUGCCAGCCGCAAUGGGUGGUGGGUUAUUAAUGCCGGGGGUAAUGAGCUCAGCAAUGGCUCCAGGAAUGGGCCUCAACUCCAGAGGCAGGCGGCGACACUCUGCUGUGCUAAUGGAGCAUCCCUCACCCUCUCCAUCACCCCACGGAACAAGGUCCUCUCCUGAUCCCAAGAGACCUCAUCCAGCGGCUCCCACCUCAACGUUACUGGGACACAAGGAAAAACACAAGCACAAGUGCAAACGGCGCAGCCACGGAUGUCCUGGGUACGACAAGAUGAAGAGACAAAAAAGGAAAAGAAAGAAGAAGUACUUGCAGCUGCGGUCUCGGAGGCUUGAUCCUGACUUUCUCGCAGAGUUAGAUGAGAUUGUUGUGAUGCUGAGUGAAAUUCGGAUAUCACACCGAUCCACGGGGCACCGCCUUGGCAGUGGGAUUAGCAUGGAAGCUGGAACGAGUCGGAUGCCAGGGCUGGGUAGCAGAGCUGGUGGUGGAAUUGGGGGCCCAAGCGGCCCCCCUCCCCAUCAUUAUGUUCACAGGGACCUCCUUCCCACAAUCUUCAGGGUUAACUUCGGCAGGUUUUACUCUCAUCCUGCAUACUCCUGCGACCCCUUGCACUAUGUUCGUAAACCAGACAUGAAGAAGAAACGCGGACGACCUCCAAAGCUAAGAGAAUCCAUGUCUGAGGUUCCUUUUGUCCCCGGGCUUGGAUUCCCUCUCUCCAGUGGAGGUUUCUACCACCCUUCCUAUGGUGUUCCUUUCUCAUCAGGGCCCCUGGGGUUGGGGUAUUACAGAGGCUUUCCUCCAGCGAGUGCCCUGUUUUCUCACCCACAUCACCAGUCGCCUCACGCAGCUCCAUCACACCACUCUCACCACUCACCAUCUUUCCCUCCCCCUCCACCCACGUCCUACAUGCACCAUCACCACCCUUCACAUCUCCUCUUAAACCCCUCCAAGUUUCACAAGAAAAAACAUAAGGUGCUCAGGCAGGAGUACCUGGGUGGAGGGAGGCCCCCCGUCCUCUUCCCACCCAUGUCCUCCGAGCUGUCCUUUAACUGGCACCAUAAACACAAACACAGGCACAAACAUAGAGAGCGGUGUUCCGAGGAAGACCGGGAGCAAGUGACUAGGAGUGGAUCAACGAGCCGGGUUAGUUCAGGGAUUUCUGACAAAGGAGCUGCUUGUAAAGGAGAGCGAGUUGGAGGUCUGGGAAUGACGGAGUCGUUACAAAGAUGCAGGUUUGGAAGAGACACCUCUGGCGCCACGAGUAAGCAAGCUUCUGCCAACUCCCCUUCCUCCUCUUCAUCUUCAUCUGCGGAAAGGUACAAGCGCAAAGAGAGCUCCAUGUCCUGUCUAGGACCUUCUAGGCUUACACUGGAUAGCAGCUCAAAAGGCCAUCAUCCAGUUGCUUCCUGGUUCAGGAUGGGCACGGAAGCAGAUUACUCUAAGUUUUCACGGAGUCAGAUGGCCGCUGGCCAGGGCUCGUUCUCAGAUGGACGGGCAGGAGAGCCAGUAGGGUGCUCAGACAGCGAGGAUGAGGAACCUCUUACUCCCACAGAGGAUGGAGAAGCUCAUGAUUCUCCUAAUCUGACAAAUCUGUUCGCCUCGGCUCUGACACAGACUUCGCUGAAGGGAGGAAGGAGCAAAAAGACUGAGGUAGCUACGGAAAGUUCCAGCUUCUCUCACCUGGAUCGGCCAAUGAGGAAGGACCGCUCGACAUCAGCUGAACGGAGAGAAUUAGGAUCAUCAGUCAUCCAGUCAAGAGGUGUCGCGCUCUCUACUUCCGAAGGGCCUGAAGGAUCCCUCCACAACCUGCACCAGCACCAUCCCCAGUCCUCUCUGUUUCACUCCCACAUCUCUCCUGGUUCUUCCUGUCUAUCUUCCGCCCAGGACUUCUGCCUGGACGCCUCCCUUUCCCACCGCUCCCAUCGGGUGCAGACAUCCAAGCACAGCCUGCAUCAUGUCAACAAAAUCCUGCGUGCCAAAAAGCUGCAGAGACAGGCUCGGACAGGUAACAACGUGGUGAAGAAGAGGGGCCCGGGACGUCCUAGGAAAUACCCACUGCCCUCGCCGCCGUCUUCCCCACCCCAUGAGGUGGAGUUGAAUCAGACUGUGCACAGGGACAUCGGGGGAGAGCAGCUAGCUGGCCGAAGAGGGUGGGAAGGGGAUACUGUUACAGAUGCUAUUGAGUCUGUGGUCCAGGGUCAGCGUAGAAAAUGUCAGAAAAGGUCACUUGUUGAGGCAGAGGGGGAUGAAGAAGCAGAAGAGCAGGUUGAAGAAGUCCAGGAGGCAGAGGAAACCAUGCAGCAACUGCCUGGGAGAGAGGAGAACCAGACUAACCUUCCACCAAAAUCCAGGACAGAGACAGGAAGAAGCUGGCCUGCAGAGGAGGAACAUCAGCACAUUCAAGGUUCCACAGAAGGCAAGCCAGAUGGUCAGUUCUCCCCAGAAGUCCCAGGCACCGUCUCCAAGGAACAGGCUGCACCAAUCAGCAGCCAACGAGAGAAGAAAGCAGCCAGACUUCCAAAGAAGAAGUUCCAGAAAGCAGGACUGUAUUCUGAUGUGUACAAGACUGAGGACCCUCGCAGUCAGCUUCUGCAGCUAAAAAAAGAGAAGCUGGAAUACAUACCUGGGGAGCAUGAAUAUGGACUGUUUCCUGCUCCAAUACAUGUUGGGAAGUACCUGAGACAGAAGAGGAUUGAUUUCCAGUUGCCUUACGACAUCUUAUGGUUGUGGAAACAUGAUCAGCUUUACAAGAGGCCCGAUGUCCCUCUUUACAAAAAGAUCAGAUCAAAUGUGUAUGUAGACGUGAAGCCUCUCUAUGGGUAUGAAACAACUACUUGCAACUGCAGACCUCCUGAGACUUCAACUGAAAAAGGGUGCCUCGAUGAUUGCUUGAAUAGGAUGAGCUUUGCCGAGUGCUCCCCUAGUGCGUGUCCUUGCAGUGAUCAGUGUGACAACCAGCACAUCCAGAGACACGAGUGGGUCCAGUGUCUCGAGCGAUUCCGUGCUGAGGGAAAGGGUUGGGGAAUUCGCACCAAGGAGUCUCUCCGUGCUGGUCAGUUCAUCAUCGAAUACCUCGGAGAAGUGGUUAGCGAGCAGGAGUUCAGGAACCGAAUGAUGGAGCAGUACCACAAUGGCCACUACUGUUUGAACCUUGACAGUGGGAUGGUGAUUGACAGUUUCCAUAUGGGCAAUGAGGCACGCUUCAUAAACCACAGCUGUGAACCCAACUGUGAGAUGCAGAAGUGGUCAGUGAACGGGGUUUACAGAAUCGGUCUCUUCGCUCUCAAGGACAUCCACAGCGGCACUGAACUCACCUACGACUACAACUUCCAUUCCUUCAACACAGAGGAGCAGCAAGUUUGCAAGUGCGGCUCGGAGAGCUGCCGGGGCAUCAUCGGAGGGAAGAGUCAGCGCAUCAACGGCCUCCCUGGAAAAACGGGAGGCGCUCGGAGGUUGGGUCGACUCAAGGAGAAAAGGAAGUCAAAACACCAACUCAAAAAGAGAGAAGAAGAGACCAGCGACGGCAACAAGUUUUAUCCACAUCUCAUGAAGCCCAUGUCUAACAGAGAAAGAAACUUUGUGCUGAAGCACAGCGUUUUUCUCCUGCGAAACUGGGAGAAGAUGAGGGAGAAACAGGAGCUGCAGAAGAGAGAGGGUGAAAGAGAGAGGGAUGCCAGCAGCCUCUCUAUGUACGCUCGCUGGGGAGGAGUUAUCCGAGACGAUGGGAACAUCAAGUCAGACGUGUUCCUGACCCAGUUCUCAGCUCUGCAGACAUCGCGGUCAGUUCGGACUCGGAGACUCGCUGCAGCUGAAGAAAACACAGAAGUGACUCGCACCGCACGUCUGGCGCACAUCUUCAAGGAGAUCUGUGACAUGAUCACCAGCUACAAAGACUCAUCCGGACAAAUACUUGCUGCUCCGCUGGUGAACCUCCCAUCCAGGAAGAGGAACAGCCAGUACUAUGAGAAGGUCUCCGACCCUCUGGACCUGAGCACCAUCGAGAAACAAAUCCUCACCGGCCAUUAUAAGACUGUGGAAGCGUUUGAUACAGACAUGCUCAAAGUGUUUCGCAAUGCUGAGAAAUAUUACGGCAGAAAGUCGUCAGUGGGCAGGGACGUAUGCCGGCUGAGGAAAGCUUACUACAGCGCCCGAAACGAAGCUGCGGUCCAGAUUGACGAGAUCGUGGGCGAGACCGCCAGCGAGGCAGAUAGCUCGGAGUCGCUAGAGCGCGAUCACGUUCACCAUCACCAGGGAGGAGGGUCGGGUUCACACGACAAGGACGAUGACGUCAUCCGUUGCAUCUGUGGAAUGUACAAAGAUGAAGGAGUGAUGAUCCAAUGUGAAAAGUGCAUGGUGUGGCAGCAUUGUGACUGUAUGCGUCUGGAGACUGAAGUGGAGCACUACCUGUGUGAGCAGUGUGACCCUCGACCUGUAGACAGGGAGGUUCCCAUGAUACCCCAACCCAGCUAUGCACAGGCUGGCUCUAUCUACUACAUAUGUCUCCUUAGAGAUGACCUUCUGUUACACCAAGGUGACUGUGUGUAUCUGAUGAGAGACAGCCGGCGCACUCCUGAAGGUCAGCCCAUUCGCCAGUCUUACCGUCUCCUUUCCCACAUCAACCGUGAGAAACUGGAUAUCUUCCGAAUUGAGAAACUGUGGAAGAAUGAAAAGGGUGAGCGCUUUGCUUUUGGUCACCACUACUUCCGUCCUCAUGAGACGCAUCAUUCCCCUUCGCGGCGUUUCUACCAGAACGAGUUGUUCCGCAUGCCACUGUAUGAGAUCAUCCCCCUGGAGGCAGUGGUGGGAAUGUGCUGUGUCCUUGAUCUUUACACAUACUGCAAAGGAAGGCCAAAGGGUGUAAAGGAGCAAGAUGUGUACAUCUGUGAUUAUCGUUUGGACAAAUCGGCCCACCUGUUCUACAAGAUCCACCGGAAUCGCUACCCUGUCUGCACCAAGCCAUAUGCCUUCAACCACUUCCCUAAGCGGCUCACGCCUAAAAGAGACUUCUCGCCUCAUUAUGUUCCUGACAACUAUAAGAGAAAUGGAGGCCGGUCUGCCUGGAAAAGCGAACGAUCCAAAGAAGCCGCCGGCUGCGAGGAUGACGCCUCUUCCUGCGACCGAGGCGAGGAUUUCACACAUGGGGCGGAGGACGGAAGGUCGGUAGAGGAUGACGUAGACACGGCGCGGGAGGAUCCUGAACUUCUUUCAAAGGAAAGGGCAAGAACAGGUGACAAGGAGGAGGAUGAGGAGGAAGACGAAGGGCUGCAGGCCGGCGUGCGGAAGGAGCUGGGGGAAAGUGCUGAAGACAGGAUAGGAGAGAUGCUUGAACUCCCAUUGUCUUCAGCCUCCUCGCCACUCCCUCACCCAGCACUGAGCAGGAGGGAGGCCCAGAGGGAACGGCUCGACAAGAUUUUACUGGAUCUGCUGCACAGAGCGCCCAGUAAGAACGGUGAGGGACCGGGAACAAAGUGGGGGGCCAUUGAUGUCACCUAUCUCCUCGAGGAAGGGGCAGGACGGCGGUUACGGCGAAGGACGCUUGGAUUCGGAGAUUUCAUUGUCAGAAAAUAACGUUUUUGACGUGCCUGGUAUAUGCACCUUUGCUUUCACUGCUUUGAAAAGAGGGGGAGGAAAACGGAGAGAUGGCAAAGAAGGGAAUCGAGCAUUGUUGCCUGUCCAACCUUUAUGGAUCACAGUGCAUUUAAAAGUUUACCUCUUCCAAGACAGUCAUCCUCCGCUCUGAGAAGGUGGAAGGGAUACAGAAGCACUUACUCAAAGGAAGUUCUGCCUUGAAAGAGAGGAAGCUGUCCCGGUCUUCUUAUUUAAGUAUAUCAUAGAAAACAUUUUUUAUUGAACAUAGGAGAAAGUAACCCAUGCACUUAAAUACAUCGAACAUUAUAAAAUCAUGGGUAGAUGAAUAUUGCUUGCAGGCAUUGGAAAAUAAAACGGUUGGUACUGGAUAGUGAUGGACAGAGGGGAGGGAGGGCUUUUCUCAUUAUUUUCCUUGUGAAUCCUGAAUUAUUGUUCUUCAUAGUGGGAUCUCGCUGUAAUGAUGAAAUGUAAGAGAUGAGAGGAAACUGGUUUAUAGGAGAAAAUGUAAAGCUGAGCGGUGUGCUCUGAUGCUGCGCUUUAGAAAGAGAGAACAAGGGUGGAUAGCUGCACUUUUGGUACCUUGAAUAUUGUGAAGCUCUGUGAAAUGUAUCUGCAAUGAAAAUACUCUAACACUCACAGUAUUGGCUGCAGUCUGACAAAAGCAAGUUAAAAACUUAGAUCUUUUUCCUGCGUUUUCCGAAGUAGCUCAUUUAGAAACAGGCCUGUGGUGUGGUUUUGGGAUUGGGUUUGCGCUUAUGUGAAAGUCUUUUGUUAUUUCUAUUUUUUAGGUAGCCGUGAGGCAGUCAGCUUCGCCCCCCUGUUUUUUUAGAAGCAAAACGAUUCACCAGCUUAAAUAAAUCAGGCAACGACCGGAGGAAGAGGAGGGAGGGUGCCGGCUUUAACUGUAACGCCUUACACAGCCGCUGCCGUCUCCUACUGCCUUGCGGGCGAGUUUGUGUCUGCAAGAUUUUGUGAAAUUAUACCUUUUUAAAAAAAACGUCAAAAAAAAUAAUCAAGGGCUCGAUGGCAAUUAACAGUUUUAAGAAAACAAUACUUAACAUGAAAUGUAUUGUGACGGUCAUAUUUUCUUAUAUUCUGUGAGCUGGGUGGGGGCCGCGGGGCAGUGUGUACUGUAUAUGUGGAGCAGCGAAUGACUUGCGAUUAUUUUCUUUUGUUUUCUUCGGACUGAUUGCCAUGGAGAAUGUUUGUUUGAAAAGGAAAAAAAAAAAAAAAACAUGAUAUUUGACGCGAUUUCCUUUUUCCCUGCAAUGUCCCGGCGCGGUAAACUGACUGACAGACCUGACGAGAACGAGAAGCUGUACAGUGCCAAGUUCUGUAAAUAUACACACUUUACAUAAAAAGUGUCUCCAAAAGCAAUAUCUUGAGAAUGGAUUUUGUUUAUUAUUGUACUGUACAGGACUCAGCCCUAAAUGUAUUAUUAUUAUUAUAUUAUUUCUUCGCUAUGUAUUACUAUAAUGAAGACACUUAAGCUCUGAUGAUAAUGUUUUUUGUAAUGUCCAGAAAUUCUCACCAUAACCAGUCCUGAUGACAUGAAAUUUAAGUUGUUUGUUUGGUUGCCUAUAAAUUAAGUCCACCUGUAAAGUGCAUGAGCAAGAAGAAUGUCAGAAGGCAUUGGGAUGUGACAGUGACUCUGCAAUGACACCUUCGUCACUGAAUUUUGUUAAUAAUAUAACUUUUUUAAGGAGGAAUCUGCUCCUUGUUUUUUUGCUGCAAAGUGUUGAACACUAAAAAAACAAACCAACAUAAAAAUGUUAAGAUAUUUUUAAACGCUGACAGAAAACAAAAGUAAGGCUGUCAAAACGAUACCAUGCUAUUAUAAAUAUAUAUAUAUAAAUAUAUAUAUAAAUAUAUUUUUUGUUUUUCUUUCAAAUAGGAAAACGGUUCCGUUUUGUGAUAGCGGUCAUUGUAUGAUGCUUGUACUUGUAUUUGUGUGUUUUGUGUGAUCCGUUUUAGUUAUUUUUAGACAAUCACAAAAUCAGAUGCAAGCAUUGUAAAUGGCAGACUGACGGACAUUUUGUGAUGUGUACAGUUUGUCAAAACAAGAAAAAAGAAAAACAAAAGAAAAAUCUUCUUCCACUCGUUAAAAAGUUUGUAAUUACAAUUCUUAAGUCAUGAAAAAAAAUGCUGUUGGUUUCUACUUUUUGUUUUAUAUUUGUCCUUUUUGUUUGUUUGUUUUUUAAUAAAAAGCACUACAUUAUUGUGAAUGCA
Messenger RNA from Girardinichthys multiradiatus, 11588 nucleotides. RefSeq names its product ash1 (absent, small, or homeotic)-like (Drosophila) (gene ash1l). Lineage: Eukaryota; Metazoa; Chordata; Actinopteri; Cyprinodontiformes; Goodeidae. The transcript has 27 exons. The record is from RefSeq and is a predicted model, not a curated record. Gene Ontology annotation, molecular function: DNA binding; chromatin binding; histone methyltransferase activity. Bases 531 to 9338 code for a protein of 2935 amino acids. Gene Ontology annotation, cellular component: nucleus.